Messenger RNA from Mitosporidium daphniae, 309 nucleotides. RefSeq lists its product as uncharacterized. NCBI's taxonomy places the organism in Eukaryota, Fungi, Microsporidia. The record is from RefSeq and is a predicted model, not a curated record. The transcript has 2 exons. Gene Ontology annotation, biological process: vesicle-mediated transport. Bases 1 to 309 code for a protein of 102 amino acids.
AUGAAUUUGCUGAAGAGCUUUCAGAGGUACAUUGAUGCUAUUACACGCUCCGCGAGUGGGCCCACUGUGAUGCUUGUGGAUUCCACGACAAUCAAAUAUUUGAGUUUGAUCGUGCCCCUCUCCUAUCUGCUCACCAAGGAGAUCUACCUGGUCGACCUUAUUGAAAAUGUGGAGCUGCGUUCCAGCUUGAGGUGUUUAAAUUGCAUUGUGUUUGUCAGACCUACACCGCCAAUCAUUUCUGCACUUGCUGCCGAACUUGCCGCGCCAAAAUACGCCUCUUACUCCAUAUGUGCCGCUCGCUAUGACUAA